Molecule: messenger RNA, 6046 nt
Organism: Heterocephalus glaber (naked mole-rat)
Lineage: Eukaryota; Metazoa; Chordata; Mammalia; Rodentia; Bathyergidae
Gene: Daam2
Product: dishevelled associated activator of morphogenesis 2
Biological process (GO): regulation of non-canonical Wnt signaling pathway; actin cytoskeleton organization; positive regulation of canonical Wnt signaling pathway
Molecular function (GO): actin binding; small GTPase binding
Source: RefSeq, a predicted model, not a curated record
GUUUGGGCUGGGAUCUGGGCGUGUGUACUUUUCAGAAUGCCUGUGACUCCAAGGUGUAGCCAGGCACAAGAGCCUCAGAGCUUUGCUCGAAAGACUGGAAAGAAGAAGUGAAUUGUGAAAAAGAUUGGAAAAAAUGCUACAAAAGAGGACAGAAGUGAGCCAAGCAAGAAUUGAACUACUUGUAAGCAGAUCACCCGGGAAACUUGGUGAAGUGCAGAUGCCCAGGUGCUUACCCCUUAUCUGCAGAUCAGAAGGUCAGAGCUCAGGCAGCCAGGAGACUCAAGAGGCCUUCUGAGACCUCCUGCUCCAGGUCGCCAUGAGGACCUAGGACACCUGCCUGCUGACCGCCCGGCCCACAGUGAGCAUGGCCCCCCGCAAGAGGAGCCGCCAUGGCCUGGGCUUCCUGUGCUGCUUUGGGGGCAGCGAGCUCCCCGAGAUCAAUCUCCAGGACAACCGCCCACUGCAAUACAUGGAGUUCUCCAGCCCCAUCCCAAACCCGGAGGAGCUUAAUGUCUGCUUUGCGGAGCUUGUGGAUGAACUGGAUCUCACCGACAAAAACCGGGAGGCUGUCUUUGCCCUGCCUCCAGAGAAGAAGUGGCAGAUCUACUGCAGCAAGAAGAAGGAGCAGGAGGACCCCAACAAACUGGCGACCAGCUGGCCUGACUAUUACAUUGACCGCAUCAACUCCAUGGCUGCGAUGCAGAGUCUGUAUGCAUUCGAUGAGGAGCAGACAGAGGUGAGGAACCAGGUUGUGGAAGACUUGAAGACGGCUCUCCGGACACAGCCCAUGAGGUUCGUGACCCGCUUCAUCGAGCUGGAGGGCCUGACCUGCCUGCUGAAUUUCCUCCGGAGCAUGGACCACGCCACCUGUGAGAGCCGCAUCCACACCUCCCUCAUCGGCUGUAUCAAGGCGCUGAUGAACAACUCACAGGGGCGGGCACAUGUGCUGGCACAGCCUGAGGCCAUCAGCACCAUCGCACAGAGCCUGCGCACUGAGAACAGCAAGACCAAGGUGGCCGUGCUGGAGAUCCUGGGUGCCGUGUGCCUCGUGCCCGGAGGCCACAAGAAGGUCCUGCAGGCCAUGCUGCACUACCAGGUGUACGCGGCAGAGCGCACGCGCUUCCAGACUCUGCUAAACGAGCUGGACCGAAGUUUGGGCCGGUACCGGGAUGAAGUGAACCUGAAAACAGCCAUCAUGUCCUUUAUCAACGCUGUCCUCAAUGCUGGUGCUGGGGAGGAUAAUCUGGAGUUCCGGCUACAUCUACGGUAUGAGUUUCUGAUGCUGGGGAUACAGCCUGUGAUUGACAAACUCCGGCAACAUGAGAAUGCCAUCCUGGACAAGCACCUAGACUUCUUUGAGAUGGUCCGGAAUGAGGAUGACCUGGAGCUGGCCCGGAGGUUUGACAUGGUCCACAUUGACACCAAGAGUGCCUCUCAGAUGUUUGAGCUGAUCCACAAGAAGCUGAAGCACACCGAGGCCUACCCCUGCCUGCUCUCUGUCCUGCACCACUGUCUGCAGAUGCCCUACAAGCGGAACGGUGGCUACUUCCAGCAGUGGCAGCUCUUGGACCGCAUCCUGCAGCAGAUUGUCCUGCAGGACGAGCGGGGCGUGGACCCUGACCUGGCCCCACUGGAGAACUUCAAUGUCAAGAACAUUGUCAACAUGCUCAUCAAUGAGAAUGAAGUUGAACAGUGGCGAGAGCAGGCAGAGAAGUUCCGGAAAGAGCACCUGGAGCUCAUGAGCCGGUUGGAGAGGAAGGAGCGGGAAUGCGAGACGAAGACUUUGGAGAAGGAAGAGAUGAUGCGGACGCUGAACAAGAUGAAGGACAAGCUGGCCCGAGAGUCCCAGGAGCUGCGCCAGGCUAGGGGACAAGUGGCAGAGCUGGUGGCACAAUUCAGUGAACUCUCAAGAGGCCCUGUAUCCGCCCCACCUCCCCCCGGAGGCCCACUCCCCUUGUCCUCCUCCGGGACAGCUGAUGACCCGCCUCCGCCCUCACCCCCUCUCGCCUUUGCCUGCUGCUCCCCGCCGCCUCCGCCCCCCCUUCCUCCCGGUGGGCCUCCCACUCCCCCGGGCGCUCCGCCUUGCUUCGGCCUCAGCCCAGCCCUCCCUCAGGACCCCUUCCCCAGCAGUGAUGUCCCACUCAGGAAAAAGCGCGUCCCACAGCCUUCCCACCCGCUGAAGUCCUUCAACUGGGUCAAGCUGAACGAGGAGCGGGUCCCUGGUACCAUAUGGAAUGAGAUUGAUGACAUGCAGGUAUUUCGGAUUCUGGACCUAGAGGAUUUUGAAAAAAUGUUUUCAGCCUAUCAGAGGCAUCAGGAGCUGAUAACUAAUCCUUCUCAGCAGAAAGAGCUGGGCUCCACCGAGGACAUCUACCUGGCCUCCCGCAAGGUCAAAGAGCUGUCGGUCAUUGACGGCCGGAGGGCCCAGAACUGCAUCAUCCUCCUCUCCAAGUUGAAGCUUUCUAAUGAGGAGAUCCGGCAGGCCAUCUUGAAGAUGGAUGAGCAGGAGGACCUCGCUAAGGACAUGCUGGAGCAGCUCCUCAAGUUCAUCCCCGAGAAGAGUGACAUUGACCUCCUUGAGGAGCACAAGCAUGAGAUUGAGCGGAUGGCCCGUGCUGACCGCUUCCUCUAUGAAAUGAGCAGGAUUGACCACUACCAGCAGCGACUGCAGGCCCUGUUCUUCAAGAAGAAGUUCCAGGAGCGGCUGGUGGAGGCCAAGCCCAAAGUGGAAGCCAUCCUGCUGGCCUCCCGGGAACUGACAUGCAGCAAACGUCUAAAGCAGAUGCUGGAGGUCAUCCUGGCCAUCGGCAACUUCAUGAACAAGGGGCAGCGCGGGGGUGCCUACGGGUUCCGGGUGGCCAGCCUCAACAAGAUCGCCGACACCAAGUCCAGCAUCGACAGAAACAUCUCUCUGCUCCAUUACCUGAUCAUGAUCCUGGAGAAACACUUCCCUGACAUCCUGAGCCUACCUUUGGAGCUACAGCAUCUCCCAGAAGCUGCCAAAGUCAACCUGGCAGAGCUGGAGAAGGAGGUGAGCAACCUCAAGAAGGGCCUGAGAGCCGUCGAGGUGGAGCUGGAAUAUCAGCGACGCCAAGUGCGAGAGCCCAGUGACAAGUUUGUCCCCAUCAUGAGUGACUUCAUCACGGUGUCCAGCUUCAGCUUCUCGGAGCUGGAGGACCAGCUCAGUGAGGCCAGGGAUAAGUUUGCCAAGGCGCUGAUGCACUUCGGGGAGCAGGAGAGCAGGAUGCAGCCGGAUGAAUUCUUCGGCAUCUUCGACACCUUCCUGCAGGCCUUCUCGGAGGCCCGGCAGGACCUAGAGGCCAUGCGGAAGAGGAAGGAGGAGGAGGAGCGGCGCGCGCGCAUGGAGGCCAUGCUGAAGGAGCAGCGAGAGCGUGAGCGGUGGCAGCGACAACGCAAGGUCCUGGCGGGUGGCUCUCUGGAGCUGGAGGAGGGCGGCGAGUUCGAUGACCUGGUUUCGGCCCUGCGCUCCGGGGAAGUGUUUGACAAGGACUUGUCCAAGCUCAAGCGCAGCCGCAAGCGCUCAGGGAGUCAGGCCCCGGAGGGCACCCGCGAGCGGGCUCUGAACCGGCUAAAUUAUUGACUGGGGACUGGCCACACUGGAGCCAGCUACGGGCAGGGCGCAGAGCUGAGCAGCUGAGCGGAGCAGGCAGAGAAUUUCCAUUCGGUGCUGGGUGUGGAGCCCAGGGCUGGGCCCUGGGGCGAGGACUCUGUGCACCUGACCAGGUGUCUCCCCUGCUUACCUUCAGGGGCUCCUCUCGUCUCCCCUAAACAAGAUUCUUUCUGAGUCCUGGCUGGGACAGCCCUGCGCAGGAACCCCAGGCCGCGGGCACCUGUUCCCCACCCCGGCACUCACGUGUCAGGACAGAAUUCAGGCCCAGACCUCCGGAGCCAAGCCGAGGGGAGUGGCAGAGGGGUUAGAUCGCCUGGGGACCAACUUUCCCCUUGGAUGGGAACAGGAGAGGCAUCCUGUGUCACAGCAGCUAGCUCAGCGCUGGCCUGUUCCAGAAAAACCACCAUGCUGGGAAGACGAGGCAGGGCCCGAAGCUGUGAGGACGAAGUAGCAGCUUCCUACAGUGUAGGCCCUUCGGUCUUUCCCUCCAACGAAUGCACCAUCCAGAAACUCACCCUUAGCUUCCAGGAUGAGGGCUCACUCCUGGGUACUGGCUGAAUCAGCUAAGGGGGAUCUGAGAGAGAGACUUCCAUCAGCGCAUCUCAUGCUCCAGGCACAGGGACCUUGGGACCACGCCCCACGGGGCCUGACCAUGGUCAAAGCGACACAGUGACCUCCCUUGUGGCCGACAGUGCCCCACCAGAGGGUAACACUUGAAGGCCUAGCUCCUGCAGGAGCUCCCCGGUCUGCCACUUCGUAUCGUCACUUCGAGCACACCUUUUCUCUAACACCAUGGGGCAGAAGCCACCUUGGCCGUCCAUUCUGCAGGAGACCCACUUGGAAUGGCAUGUGCCUGGCCUGGGGAGUCGAGUCCUCGGGGCCAGAACUGCCCUGUGCCUUUACUGGCCACCAUCUCUAAGGCCAGCUUCUAUUGGGGACAUCAGGCUGGGGGCCGGGAUGCUGGGGCCACGUGGAUGGAGAACAGUGGCCGGCUCUGUCGGGGGUGCCUGCUCUCUGGUGCUGUUUGGUUCUUCCCCGGCUUUCAGGGCACUUCUGGCCCUCCCGUUCUCUCCUUUGUUUUUGUCCAUCUUGAAGUGUCCUCAUGGGAUGGCCAAGAUUGCUGUAUUUAGGCCAAUUUUCUAAAUGGAGGGAGUGAGGUCAGUUCCAUCGAGGCUCUUAUUUUCUUCACUGGUCCCACCCCUUUCUCUUCUGAGUCCAGUCCAGCCUGGCCCGGCCCUUCUGUCCUGCUCCUUUGCUUCAGGUUCUCUGCCAGGAUACAGACUGCUGGGCUGCGCUCCUCCUCCUGCUGCCGGUCUUUGCUGAGUCAGAUGCCUGGGGGUGGUGGGCACAGAGCCACGUGGAAGUGAGGUUGGUGAGCCCAGCAUGUGUGUUGGUUUGAGGGGGUGGGCAGGUGUGUUGCAGUGGGAGGGAUCUGAGCAAGUGCAAGCCUGGCCAUCCUGGGGCCCAGGUGAGGGCCUAGGUGAGGCAAGGCUUCUAGGAAGAGCAGCUGCAGAGUUCAGUUGGGCCCAUCUGUACCCCAGGGGCUCCCCCUGCAAGAAGCAGACCAUGGGAUGGUGGCCUCUUAGGGUCCUGUCCCCAACUGGCCUGGCUGAGUCAGCCCAACAUGUGAGGGCCAGGGAACAGGGGAGGGCUCCACUUUUAUGCAACAGGCACAUCCAAAUCCUGGACUUCCUACCUGCCAUGGAAAACCGGCUAUGCACCAGGAAAGACAGGAAUAGGAAAGCAGUUUAAGACUCAGUCCAUCUUCAGAUAGGCAAAGUUCAGUUUAACUGUUUACAGAGGGUGCAUACAUUGUUCCGGAGCCCAGCCUUUUUCUUUCCUAUUUAUUAUUUUCUAGAUUUGGCCAGUGGUUCUUGGUACUAGUUGAUGCCAUUGUAGCCAGAUCAACAAUGCCGUGGACCAUCACGGUGGUCCAUGGUCAGCAGAAAGGGGCCAGUGCCCAUGAAGAUGGCUGAGCUGGUCCUUGAUGUUAAAUAAUUAAGGCUAUUAACACGUCCCUCGGUCUUCCUUUCCCCCAUGUCCCCCUGCUCCGGCUCUCUCUGGGUAGAAUUCUCCAGCUGUCAACCUCAUGCAACCCUUCUUAGCAGCAGCCAGCACUUACAACCUAUCUAGUUAGGGAACUACGUUUGGGAGAAAAUUCUCCAGCCAGGUGGGGAAAGCUCUGGCUCAGGCUCUCCUGGCCCCUGUCCCAUUGCCACCACUGGGGAGCUGUGACCAUCUCCCCUGUCCUGUCCCAGGGACGUCCACCAACCUUCAGGCCAAGGAUGCUCCCACCAGCUCUCAGAUGACAGAUGAGGCUCAUGUGCAAAAUCUGCAGUGUUCUUUUUACCUGCACCUUUUUAUAAGAAUAUAUUGUAAUACUAAGAACUAUUAAAUCCAUACCAUCCCUCCCCA